This is a messenger RNA of Polyodon spathula (Mississippi paddlefish), 2300 nucleotides long. Its product is annotated as interferon regulatory factor 5-like. Gene Ontology annotation, molecular function: RNA polymerase II cis-regulatory region sequence-specific DNA binding; DNA-binding transcription factor activity, RNA polymerase II-specific; protein binding. NCBI's taxonomy places the organism in Eukaryota, Metazoa, Chordata, Actinopteri, Acipenseriformes, Polyodontidae. Gene Ontology annotation, biological process: immune system process; regulation of transcription by RNA polymerase II. The transcript is spliced from 10 exons. Bases 522 to 2015 code for a protein of 497 amino acids. Gene Ontology annotation, cellular component: nucleus. The record is from RefSeq and is a predicted model, not a curated record.
GUACAUGUUCAUAAUACUGCGAACCGGAAGGGUGGGACCCGAAUAGAAGUUCUGCAAACUUUGCGUCACUUUCGAAUCAUUUUUUUUAUUGCACUGCAAGAAAAGCAGGAAGCAGAGGGACUUAAAAAAAAAAAAUAAACAAAAAAAAAACAAUAAAAUAAAAUUCGUAGGUUUCAUUAAUCGGAUCAUUAUAAAUGAGGUGUUGGACAAGGAGUUGAAAUGUACCCGAGACUGUGCAAGGAGUAGCUUAUUUGAACUUGAACUGAAGUGUUGUCUGUUUGAUAUUUAUUUAAAUUUUGAGAGUAGUUGGGCUUGGAACACAGGAAACUGAAGGACGAGUUCAGUAUUAACUGUUAAUACGGGAGUCUAGGCAGUAGGCAUCUCCAUAAAUAUUCGAACAACAUCCUCCAAUAACAACAAUGCUGCUCUGCUGCUGAACCACAUACUGUACAAACUCUGUGACUUGCUAUUGAGAAAUAAGUUGAACCUUUUUAGGUUGGUGGUGGGGACACCUUGGUAACAUGAAUCUCCAGCCACGGCGGAUCCGUCUGAAACCCUGGCUGAUUUCCCAGGUGAACAGCGGGAAGUACCCUGGGCUGCAAUGGUUAGACCAUGAGCAAACACACUUCCAGAUACCCUGGCGACAUGCUACCCGCUACGCCCCCAUGCAAGAGGAUGAGAACACCGUCUUCAGGGCCUGGGCUUUGGAGACUGGGAAAUACCAGGAAGGAGUGGAUGAGCCCGAUCCAGCCAAGUGGAAAGCGAAUCUGCGCUGUGCCCUCAACAAGAGUCGCGAGUUUAAACUGAAGUACGACGGGACAAAGGAAACCCCUGUUAAGCCAUUUAAAAUAUACGAGGUGUGCGACCAGCAAUGCAAUGGAGAUGCAGCUGAAGAUGAGGAAGAGGAGCUCCCAAACCUAGGUGGCCUCUCUAUUGCCCCCACCAGUUUCCCAUCUUAUCCACCAUUCAAGCAAGAACUGCAGUUCAACCCCUGUAUGAAUGGAACCUUUAUUCCUCGCAGUCUUCCCGCAAUGGAGCCAAUGCCUUGCAACAUCACCACCAACCCCAAUGGCAAUCUUGGUAUAAGAGAUGGUUCUUACCAAAAUGUGACUGUGACUGCUAAUAACAUCCCUUUGCCAGAACAUACAGUGGGAAACCUUGGACAUGGAGGCUUUGCACAUGCCAAUACCCCGGCAGGUCAUGUUGAUAUGGCACAUGGAACCAUUCCUGUAGAAACACUUCCUCAAGUAGAAGUACCUCCACAGCUGUGUAUUAACGAUCUGCUCAUCAGUCCACAUAUGCUACCAUUGACAGAUUUAGAACUAAAAUUCCAGUAUCGUGGGAAGCAAGCUGGGACCUUGACUGUCAGUAACCCCCAGGGCUGUCGUCUGUACUAUGGUAACUUGGAGCCCAUGCCAGACCAGGUGGAAUUGUUUGGGCCUGUGACGUUGCAGCAGGUGCUGUUCCCUAACACAAUGGAGAUUCCCAACGAGAAGCAACGUUACUACACCAACCAGCUACUGGACGUCAUGGACAGAGGUCUCAUUCUGGAGAUCCGCGGACAGGAUAUCUAUGCCAUACGCCUUUGCCAGUGUAAGGUAUACUGGUCUGGACCAGCAGUCCUGGAGGAAGCUGGGCCCAAUCCUAUCGAGAGGGAAAAGAAGAUCAAAAUAUUCAGCUUGAACGACUUCCUUCAUGGACUGAUCCUCUAUCAGAAAGGAGAAACUAACGCCCCACCUCCCUUUGAAAUAUACUUUUGUUUUGGGGAGGAUUGGCCAGACAGGAAACCAAAAGAGAAAAAGCUUAUUAUCGUCCAGGUUGUCCCUGUGGUUGCCCGAAUUCUGACCGAGAUGUUUUCAGGUGAACUGUCCUGGUCAACAGACAGCAUCCGCCUGCAGAUCUCCAAUCCAGACCUGAAAGACCAGACGGUGGAGCAGUUCAAAGAGCUUCACCGGAUCUGGCAGAACCAACAAACACAAGGGCAGUGGGGCGUGCAGCAACCUGACCUCCACUAAAGAACAGAAUACACUUGGCAACAAAGAGCUCUUACAAACUCAUAUAUACUGAUGAACGCUGUGUAGUACAGAAGGAUAAAAACAAUUGAACAUAAGCCAUACUGACCCAAAAGACUUAACAGAAAGAAGAAAAAAAAACAAUAUGUACUGAACACAUUGGCAGAUCAGACUUUUGCAAUCAUUUUAAAGCACGACCCUCUUAUGGCACCAAUUGUUUUGCCACUUCAUUUUCUGAAUUUUAGAUGAUGGUAUGCAUGAAAAUGUGCAGAUCAAGAAACUUGAGAA